GCUACCUCGCCCGGCCUAGCGAGUGUCUCAAGAGGCCAAGCCGGAUCAUUCCCCUGCCUACUGGAGCUGUGACUGAGUCUCUAUCCUUAAUUGCUGACAGCCACCUGGCAAUGAGGCUGCUCAUUUUAUCGCUAAUUUUCACAACAUUAUGUGUGAGAUAUUCUUCACAGGAGUGUACACAUGGCUAUGUGGGGAUUACGCCGCAAGCACACGGUCUUGUGGAAGUUUGCAUAAAUGGAACCCUAGGCAGGAUCUGCAGUGAUUUCUGGGAUGGCAAUGAUGCCAGUGUUAUUUGCAGGCAACUGGGAUAUUCUCCAUAUGGAGCCAUUGCCUUUUCGUAUGAUUCCACUUGGCAACAGGUGGUUGUUGAUUUAAACUGUACUGGAAAUGAAAACGAGUUUCUCGACUGUCCUUAUAAUAGUUUGACUGAUUACAAUUGCCCAAGUAAUCAUGAUGCAUCAGUAAUUUGCCAAGGCUCUAACACUCCAAUGUCCAAUUGUGAAGAUGGUGAUGUCAGGCUAGAAGAUGGUCAGACUAAGUAUGAAGGAAGAGUUGAAAUUUGCAUCAAUAAGGCUUGGGGAACUGUUUGCUCUUAUCAACCAAAUUAUUUUUCUUUCACUACCUCAAUAUACUGGAAUUCUGUUCAGGCUAAUGUUGUAUGUAGGCAGCUGGGACACAUGGAAAUAGGCUCUGAGGUUUAUUUAAAAAACACAAGAUUUGGAGGAGGCAGUGGACCUAUAUUCUUAUCAAAACUAAGGUGCACUGGACAGGAAACUAGUCUCUUAGGCUGCCAGCAUAGUUAUUUUCAUGAUAUUCAUUAUUGUGGCCAUGAUUAUGAUGCUGGUUUAAAGUGUGAAGCUCCAUGUCAAAAUGGAACAAUACGUUUAUACAGUGAAUCUGGUAGCUACUUCAGGAGAUAUGGACGAGUUCAAGUUUGUGUCAAUAAUGCCUGGGGAACAAUUUGUGAUGACUUUUGGGAUAAUAAAGAUGCUAGUGUGGUUUGUAGAACACUUGGAUAUUCACCUUAUGGCGCUACAGCCAUUAUUAACUCCUUUACUGAAUCUGUGUGGUAUGUGCAUAUCAAUGAUCUAAACUGUACUGGGACUGAGGAAUCACUGUGGGAUUGCCCUAUGAAUGGAAUUAAUGACUAUUCUUGCAAUAAUCAAGAUGAUUCUGCUGUUAUCUGUCAAUUACCUGGUGUAAUCAAUUCCAGUUGUACCUCAGGUGAUCUCAGGCUAACUGAUGGAUCAAAUCAAUUUGAAGGAAGAGUAGAGUAUUGUGUGAAUGGAAUGUGGGGUUCAGUGUGUGAUACAAACUGGAAUAACUACAAUACUUACACUGUGUGUAGGCAGUUAGGCUAUCAAGGUGGUGAAUUUUUUAGUGAUUCUCAUUUUGGCAUUGGAAACCUUCCAAUUGUUCUCUAUUCUUUAUCUUGUCAAUACAAUUCAUUGAACUUAAGACAUUGCAUUAAGUCUAGGUAUCCAACUGGUUUCUAUUGCAAUAAUUAUCAAGAAGUUGGUGUGGCAUGUGAAGGCCCCUGUAUUGAUGGAUCACUUGAAUUAUAUUCUAGUGCAUUGAGUAAUGCUGGUAACAUUAAAGCUUGUGUAAAUGGUUCCUGGUUCAAAAUAUGUGGAAGUGGUAACACAGGAUACAAUGAACUUGCAAGUGUUAUUUGCUCUAGUCUUGGGUUCUCUCUUUAUGGUGCAAAAAGCUAUUAUGGUGUCUGGAAUGACAGAAUAUAUCCUUAUGGACUCUUUAACAUCAAAUGUUAUGGUAAUGAAUCAAGUAUUUUUCAGUGUGAACAUCAGAGACAAGGGAGUUGUCCUAUUGACAACACUCUUUCUGUAUUCUGUCAAGAAGUGGGUACAGUUGCAAGCCUUGCCAAUUAUGUUGAAGGUGAAUUUAGAUUACAUGGAGCUAAUACAAAUAACACUGGACUUCUUCAAGUAUUUACUAAUGGAGUUUGGGCUACCAUUUGUAAUAACAACUAUUAUUGGACUAUAGAAAAUACCAAUGUGUUGUGUUAUCAGCUAGGCUACACCAAAUAUGACAACAGCUUUUUAACUACUUCACAUGAUGGGAAACAGCCCACGUCAUAUGUCAGAUAUAGUUGUGGUCGUAGUGAAAGCAGGUUGAGUUCUUGUAGUUAUAAUCUUGACUCAGUUGCACAAUAUUGUUAUCAAGGAGUAUACAUCACAUGUGCUGAGCAAUGUAAAAAUGGAGCAAUUAGUCUUAGUAAUCAUUACUAUGGCAUGGUUUUCAUAUGUGUUGAAGGAGUAUGGCAUACUAUAUGUCGUCAAAAAUAUUGGCAUAAUGCUGAAGCCAGUGUAAUUUGCAGGCAACUAGGAUAUUCUCCAUAUGGUGCUAUAGCCAUUCGUUUUAAUUGGUACUAUAACAGGAAUUAUCCCACUUUGAUUGGUUUUGAUUGUACAGGAACCGAAAGUCACCUUUUGGACUGUCCAGCUCAUACUUCUUCUUAUUAUUCCUGCACACCUUAUAGUACAAAUGAUGCUAAUGUCAUAUGUCCAGUUCAUGGCUCUACUUACUCCAAUUGUUCUGAUUAUGCUGUUCGAUUAGUUGGUGGUAGAACUCCAAAUGAAGGUCGAGUAGAAGUUUGUAUCAAUAAUGCCUGGGGGACUGUAAAUUACUUUCAUAGAGGAUAUGAAGCUAGAACAAUAUGUAAUCAGCUUGGAUAUUUGAGAACAGGUGCAAUGAGUUUCAGUGGGUCAUAUUUUGGUGAAGGAACUGGUCCAGUACUACUCACUUAUCUUUCUUGUGAAUCACAUGACAGCUCCUGGUUUUAUUGUGAUUAUGAUUAUAAUGAAAGACCCACUUAUCGUAAUCAUAAUAAUGACAUGGGAGUUCGGUGUCAAGUUUAUCAACCUUGUGAAAAUGGUGCUAUUAAGAUAGUCUAUAGUUCAAAUCCUUUAAAGGGUCAAGCGCAAGUCUGUGUCGAUGGUACAUGGGGUUCAAUAUGUGAUAGAAAGUGGGAUAACACUGAUGCUAGUGUUUUUUGUAGACAACUUGGAUUUCCUGCAGAAGGAGCAACUGCACGUGAAGGUUAUUAUGACAUCCCCCCAUUUCAUAUCUAUGAUUUAAACUGCAAUGGUACUGAAGGAAGUAUAUGGAAUUGUUCAUAUAAUACAGAAUUAACCUUUUGUUGGCAUUAUGAAGGAGCUGGGGUUCACUGUCAAGAACCUGACAAUGCAGACAACUGCACAAAUGGUGAUGUAAGACUAGUAGGAGGUCAGUCACAGUAUGAAGGUCAUGUAGAAAUUUGUUUUAAUGGUGCCUGGGGAAGUGUUUGUACCAAUGGUUGGGAUCAACCAGAUGCAGCUGUUGCUUGUAGACAAUUAGGGCAUACUGGCAUUGGUGCUGUUACUGCCUCAUUUGGCAUUGGACUUGGUCCUGAGCACUUUUCGUCCUUUUCUUGUAUUGGAAAUGAAACAAAAUUACUGGACUGCAUGCAUGACACCUCUACUUGUGCUUCUCGUGCUGGUGUUAGAUGUUUAGCCCCUUGUACAAAUGGAGACAUUCAACUCAGAGGUGAUUUGAGGUAUAAUAUGUUUGGUCGCAUUGAAAUAUGUCUAAAUGAAACCUGGGGUACUAUUUGUGAUGACAAUUGGGAUGACAAUGAUGCUAGUGUUUUAUGCAGGCAGUUGGGAUUUUCUUAUUAUGGUGCAAUAUCCAAAACAUCGUUUUAUAACGAAAGUCUCUUGCCUCACACUAUAUUUGAUGUGAAUUGUGAUGGUAGUGAAUCUAGUAUAUUUGAUUGUUUGUAUAGCACUGAAGCUUCUAUCUACUCCGAGUGUAAUUUCUAUGAAGAUGCUUCUGUUAUCUGUCAAGAUAUUAAUGUGGCACAUGCUAAUUGUACUGAUUAUGAUGUUCAGUUGGUUGGAGGUACCACUGCUAAUGAAGGUAAAGUUCUGAUGUGUCUAAAUGGAGUGUGGGGAACUUUGUGUGAUCAAACGUUUAAUUCUACUGAUGCUGAGAUAGUCUGCUAUCAGGCUGGGUAUUCUGGAGGAGGGUCUCUCUAUAGCCACUAUUUCUCUAACUCGUCCAAUGAUGUCUUGUUAGUGACUGAUAUUGAAUGUUCUGUUAAUGACACCAGCAUUGAAGACUGCUCAAUUAGUCAUUAUACAAAACCAUCUUCAUGUGAUGUACUAAGUAUUGUGGCUGUGAGGUGCCACAAUUGCACUGAUGGAGAUAUAAGACUUAUUCCACAUUCCACUAAUAGCAAUGACAUUGGACAUAUUGAAGUAUGCUCUGGUAAUACUUGGAGUAGCAUUUGCAGUGACUUCUUCAAUGAUAGUGAUGCUGAAGUUGCUUGUAGGCAGUUAGGAUACUUGUCACAAGGAUCAGUCAGAGUGGAUAGCAUUAGAAGUAGAAAUCUUCCAAUACUUAUUAAUGAUUUAAAUUGUAUUGGGAAUGAAUCAGUAAUACGAGAAUGCCGCAGUAAUAGCUUGUUUAAGUAUAACUGUGAUCCUAGUCACAGCACAUCUAUUUCAUGCAACAAUAUACCAGUAGAAUUCUCCAAUUGUACUGAUGGUGAUUUACGAUUAUCUAAUGGUAGUGCUGUUUUGAAAGGACGAGUGGAAAUAUGCUACAGUAAUAUUUGGUAUGGAGUUUGUGCAGACAAUUACAAUAGUAACUAUUUUGCUUCAACUAUUUGCAAAGAGCUGAAUUUUUCAUUAUAUGAUGCAGUUGGUUAUUUGGAUACAUUUACUGUAUAUGAUACACUUCCACUAGUUCCAUAUGAGUUUGGCUGUAGUGAAAGUUCAGAAGCACUGUGGGACUGUGUGAAGUCUGUUAUUGACUGCUCUAAUGGAAUGUUUAGAUAUGCUGGAGUGACUUGCCAAGCAAAAUGUGAUAAUGGUGAUUUGCGUUUGAAUGGCUCUUCUUAUGAUAAUAUUGGUGCUGUGCAAGUGUGCAUAGACGGAGAAUGGAGCUCCAUUUGUGGGGCUAGUUUUGAUAGAGCUGAUUUGACUGUAGUUUGUAUGCAGUUAGGAUUUUUUGUUAAUGGUGCUGUUAUUCUUCCUGCAACAAAUUACCAAUAUUCACGUUCUUUGCAAAUUAAUGAUUUAAAUUGUAAUGGUUAUGAAACAAGCAUAUGGAAUUGCUCUUUUACAGCUCCUACUACACAAAGCUGUUGGAAUGCUGCCAUCAUUUGCCAAAAUCACAAUCAAAGUGCUGACUUAAACUGUACUGAUGGAAGUGUUCGAUUGGUAGGUGGGAUUAAUGAGUUUGAAGGAAGUGUAGAAAUUUGUUACAACAAUUUCUGGGGGUCAGUUUGUCAUGAUUCCUGGUCUAAUAAUGAUGCUAUAGUUGUCUGCAGACAACUUGGACAUAGAGAAACAGGAGUCACUAUUGUUACUGACAGUUAUUUUGGCCAUAGUGAUACUCCUCACAUAAUAAAUGAUCUAAAAUGUGUUGAUAUCACUGUUGAAUCAUUAUUGGCAUGCACCAGCUAUAAUACUCUCACUGCUGUGACAAAGUGUGGUGAUGGAAAUGUAGCUGGUGUAGUAUGUUUAGAAAGGUGUAACAAUGGUGACGUAAGGCUAGCUGGUGCAUCAAGUAAGACUGCUGGUCGUGUAGAGUUGUGUGUUGAAACAGUUUGGACGUCACUGUGUGACCAGAAUUGGGAUUUAAGUGAUGCAAUGGUAGCUUGUAGACAAAUAGGAUACUCUCCUUAUGGUGCUAUGCCAACUUAUGGUUGUUAUACUGAGGGACAACUUUCAUUUGGUAUUACAAAUUUAAACUGUACUGGUUUAGAACAGAGCCUAUUUAACUGUUCACAUAGUAAUCCAUCACUGCACAACUGUGCCUCAUAUAAUGAUGCUGGGUUGCUUUGUCAAGAGUUUGUUGAACAAACCAAUUGUACCAAUGGUGAGGUAAGACUUGUCGAUGGUAAUGAUCUACAUGAAGGAAGAGUUGAGGUGUGUAUUAAUGAGGCAUGGGGAGCUGUUUGUUCGUAUUACUGGGAUAUUUCAGACAGUAAUGUUAUCUGUAAACAGCUAGGCUAUCUUCCACUUGGAGCAAGAGUCAAAAACUUUGGUCCUGGAACUGCCCCUAUACUAAUGUCUCAUCUUCAAUGUAGUGGCUCUGAAGAAUCCAUACUUCAGUGCAAUCAGAGAGCAUGUCAUGCCACUGGUUGUUUUCACAGUAGUCGUGCUGGUGUGAUUUGUGAAUCUGCAUGCACUAAUGAAUCUAUAAGACUUGGAGACAAAGCCGAAUUAAGAGGAAGAGUUGAAGUGUGUUACAAUGGCUCUUGGGUCACUAUUUGCUCUCAUAGUUGGACAGUACAGGAAGCUACUGUAAUAUGUUCUCAGUUAGGAUAUUCACAUUAUGGUUCCAUUGCAAUACCCAAUGAUUAUAUCAACUAUGAGUGGCCGAUGGGUAUAUUUGAAUUGCAGUGUGUUGGUAACGAGAGUUCACUAUGGGACUGCCAAUAUAGUACAACUUACAGUGGAGAAGGUUGUACAGAUAGGAAUGAUGCAGCAGUAUUUUGUAUGCGUAAUACUACUCAAUAUGAUAAUUGUACUGAUGGUGAUGUUAGACUAGUUGGAGGAAAUACAAAUAAUGAAGGGAAUGUACAAAUAUGCUAUAGAAAUACUUGGGGCUCCAUAUGCGAUGACUACUGGGAUAGUAAUGAUGGGAAUGUUUUAUGCAAUCAAUUAGGGCUCCAACCUUAUGGGUCUCAAGUAUAUAGAAAUAAUUUUUUUGGAGUUUCUGAGAGUCCAUUCUUUGUUUAUGGGUUGUUUUAUUGCUCUGGAUCAGAAGAAACUCUCCUGGAUUGCCAGAGAUCAUCUGUUAACCACCUGCUAAAUUGUAUUUCUACUGAAUUAGCUGGAGUCAAGUGUAUAGGUUUAUGUACUGAUGGAAGUGUUCGCAUUCGAGGUAGACCAGGUAUUGGACGUGUUGAAGUUUGUGUCAAUGAAACUUGGGCAACAGUGUGUGAUAAUAAGUGGGACAACAAUGAUGCAGCUGUUGUUUGUCGUCAAACAGGAUAUUCUUCUUAUGGAGCAAUGGCUGCUUAUGGUCGAUUUGUGACAGUGUCUUAUCCCUUUCUUAUGCGUGUCUAUGGGGUCAAUUGUACUGGUAGUGAAGGAAAUUUGUUUAGCUGCCCACUUCAUUUGACACCAUAUGAAGUAUCUUAUCCGCAUUGUGCUCAGAAUGAAGCUGGUGUAAUAUGUCAAGGGUUACACAUACCUUUCUCCAAUUGCUCAACUGGUCAAUUGAGACUGAGAGGUGGAUCAACAUCAAAUCAAGGAAGUGUUGAGAUCUGUAUCAAUAAUGCAUGGGGUAGUGUCUGCGAUGAUGGCUGGGGAGUAUUUGAUAGCAAUGUUGCCUGCAAGCAGCUGGGAUAUCAACGAGUUGGUUCCAAGCCAAGGUAUUGGUCUUACUAUGGUACAAGUAGCUUGCCAAUUAUGGUAGCCAAUUUAGACUGUACUGGAAGGGAAGAAACUUUGCUAGAUUGUCGUAGACCAAAUAGUUAUGGAAUUUUAAGAUGUUACAGAUAUGAACUUGCAGGUGUUGAAUGUGAAGUAUUAUGCACUGAUGGGCAAGUGAGAAUAGUAGGUAGUUCAAAUCCUUCUUUUGGACGUGUUGAAGUCUGUGUCAAUCAAACUUGGGGAACAAUUUGUGACCGUGCAUGGAAUGAUAAUGCUGCUUCUGUCAUUUGCAAACAGCAAGGGUUUUCUUCGUAUGGUGCUAUUGCUGCUAAAAAUGGAUACAGUCAUUCACUAUUGCCAACAAACAUAGAAUCUGUCAUUUGUAAUGGAACAGAAGAUUCCAUUAUGGAUUGCAUUAUUGAAUAUGGUGGAGACAAUUCAAAUUGUGAUAGUACUGCUGAUGCUGGAGUCAUUUGUCAAGAUGUUAGUAUACAUGUCAGUAACUGUGAACAUGGUUCUUUAAGAUUAGUAAAUGGUCCUACACAAUCAGAAGGAAGGGUUGAAGUAUGCAUAAAUGGAGUGUGGGGAAGUGUUUGUGAUGAUAGUUGGGGUACUAAUGAUGCCAACGUUGUCUGUAAACAGCUGGGAUAUUAUCCUUCAGAAGCCACUGCUCGAUAUGGUGCUUUUUAUGGAUCAGGGCCUGGUCCUAUAUUUUUAUCAAAUCUUUGGUGCAAUGGAAAUGAAAUGUCUGUACUGGAGUGUAAUAGGGACAUGUAUAGUGUCAGAUCCUGUUAUCAUUAUGAAGAUGCUGGAGUAAAGUGUAUAGGUUCUUUUCCUGUUCAUCUUAGCCGGUCAGUUGGUAGUGUGCUGGGAGGAGAAAUAGUUAUUAUUACUGGACCAGUUUUUAUGGCUGAUGAUGAAAUUAACUGUACGUUUGGUCACAUUGAGAUUCCUGGGGCCUAUCUAUCCGAAGAACAGUGUUUUUGUGUUACACCAUUUGGUGCUAAUGAUGGAAUUGUUGAUUUUACUGUUAAAAUAAAGCGGGGAACAACAGCUCGAACAGGAAAAACAAAAUUCAGAUAUGUUCUCCCUUUUCUAUUGGAAGAUACAAUGUCUGAUAUUGAUGUUAUAAGCAAUGAUGGUUACUAUAUUGGAACAGAGGAUGCAGUUAAUGUAACAUGGAAUGAAUCAGCUCUUACAGAAGGAUUGCUUCAUAGUUACAAUGUUACGGUAAACAUAACCAUGAUACUAUAUAAUACUGAUUUACAUCAAUGGGAGAGCCCAAAAACAUUAGCAUCAGAUGUUCCAGCUAGUGAUGAAAGAGCUGAAGUUAUUAUUCCUGACUAUCCUGAGAUUAAUGACACAUCUCUUCGCUUAUCACAAAUAAGAGUUACUAUCAGCAAUUUCACUUUGUCAAGCAAAAUUCAGAAGAGAGUUCCAAUUCUUCCUAUAGCAUUUAUAGCAGCUCGUACUUUAUUUCGUCGUGGUGCAAAAGCAGCUCUUCGCUAUUUAUAUAGAAAAGUCAAGAAAAUAAUUAAAGACAAAAUUAAAGAAGAAAUUGAAGAGGUUGCGAGGUCACUUAAACUUCGUGCAGGAUGUGAAUUAUGGCAUAAAUUUGAUGGUGGUAUAAACACUGAGGCACUACCACCGUGCCCUUGUAAUAAGAAUCAAGCCACAGUAGAUGACAGAUAUGCUGAAGAAAAAAAUUGGGAAGAUUAUAUAAGGGAAGAAUAUUUCGAUAGAAAAGCAGCAACUAAUGGUUGUUAUAGACAAAGUAAUGUUAGUUUUUUUGGCCCAAGCCAGCAAUGCUGUUAUGGUGAUGAUGGAAACAUUUUAACUGGUACUGAUGGUGGGUCAGCAUAUAGUGUUUAUCCUAGCAACUUAUUGGCCCUUGCAGGUCAUGUAGUUCAAGAUCUUGCUCCUCGUCAUUUAUGUUGUGCUGGAAAGUAUUUUUCUGGCUGUCAGAGUCGCUAUUAUGACAAAAGGCCAAAUGAUAAUUGUUCAAGUUACCCUGAACGACCAUUGCCAGCUCGUACAUUUGGUGAUCCUCACUUAGUGUCUUUAGAUGGGACUCAAUAUACAUUCAAUGGACAUGGUGAAUUUAUCCUAGUGAAAUCAAUGGAUGAAUUACUAAUGAUACAAGCAAGAAUGACAGAACCCUUUAGUAAUGAUACCAACCAGACUAGUGGAACAGUUAUUACUGCAAUAGUAGCUAAGCACAAUGAUUCAGAUACUGUCCAGUUUGAAAUAAGUAAUAAUAACUUAAAGGUACUAGUGAAUGGGGACAUGAUUAAUUUUAAGGGACUCUCUGAACAACGAUUUAAGCAUUUAACUGUGUCACAAAAGGGCAAUCAAUCAUACACUGUGACAAUAUAUCCUGGAAUAACAAUAAAUUUGAAAGGGAAUGACAUUAUGUUGUAUGAUAUAUCUGUAUCUCUAUCUAAUCUUUACCUACAUAACACAGCUGGCUUGCUUGGUUAUUAUAAUGGUAAACCAGAAGAUGAUCUGUUGUCAAAAUCUAGCAAUACCAUUCCUUCUAAUGCCAGCAAUGAGGUGAUACAUAGUCAGUUUGGACUAACUUGGAUUAUUACCAAUCCACUGGACAGCCUGUUCACUUACAAUGCAGGAGGGAGUUGGAAUGUGUUUUAUAGACCAGAAUAUGAACCUGCUUUUACUGCAAUAUUCAAUGAUUCAAUACUUGAAAAGAAUGCCAGAAAAAUGUGUGGUGAGGACUGGCUUUGUAUAUUUGAUAUUGCUGCCACUGGCAAUAUAAAUAUUGGACGAAACACUAAACAAACUCGUGAAGAAGUUAAUCAAGUCAAUAAACUGCUUAAACCUGUUUUUUGUAAUCGUCCUUGUGUUCAUGGAGCAUGUGUAAGCAACAAUUCCUGUGUAUGUGCUAGUGGGUACAAUGGAAUUACUUGUAACGAAACUGUGUAUGAAGAUUGUGAAGUGAACUUCUGCCUAAAUGGUGCUACCUGUCAAAUAGCUGCAGGAGAAUACUUGUGCAUAUGUUCAGCAAGGUUCACUGGAACUAACUGCAGCACUGAGAUUAUUGAUGAUUCUACAAUUUCUACCAGUACCUCAGUGACAUCACCAAUGCCAACUGAUGCUAACAAAGACCAAAGUGACAAGUCCAUUGUUAUUGUGGGAUCUUUUGUUGGUAUCAUAAUUUUUGCUUUUGUAAUUAUCAUUGGAAUUAUUACUACUACCUGCCUUAUAAGAAAAAAAACAGAGAAGAAGAAGGGUCUUGAUGUUAACAUUGCAUUUGUUAAUAAAAGAAACUUUGAUGGGCAUGAAAAAUAUGAAAUUAAUUGAACUACUUUAGAGUUUGAUGUGUGAAUUUUAAUACUUUUUUUAGCUAUCAAUAAUUAUUAGUUAUUAGAUUCUUAUUAUUAUUAAUUUUACUAUUAUACUACUAUCAUUAUUAUUACCGCUAAGUUAAAAAAGUGUGUAUAGU
Amphimedon queenslandica is the source of this 10851-nucleotide messenger RNA. RefSeq names its product deleted in malignant brain tumors 1 protein-like. Lineage: Eukaryota; Metazoa; Porifera; Demospongiae; Haplosclerida; Niphatidae. The transcript is spliced from 59 exons. The record is from RefSeq and is a predicted model, not a curated record. Gene Ontology annotation, cellular component: membrane. The coding region runs from base 111 to 10709 and encodes 3532 amino acids.